Messenger RNA from Ambispora leptoticha, 225 nucleotides. NCBI's taxonomy places the organism in Eukaryota, Fungi, Glomeromycota, Glomeromycetes, Archaeosporales, Ambisporaceae. The record is from the annotation of a GenBank genome assembly.
CUUGAUUCAGAAACAGAUAGACGCGGCCACCAGCUAAAUGUCAGACGAUUUUCUUAUGCGGAGGUUUUGAGAAUCACUGCUACUGCUAUUGUUCGUGGCGCUGUUUUAUAUGGUAAGUGUAAAAGGCCAGAUGGUUGUGUUAGAACAUUCGACAAAUUAUCAGCGCGUAGAGAGAAAGAUGUCAAUAAAGAAUAUAAAAAACAUAUAUCACAACUCAUCCGAUGA